AUGAGAUUUGGAUCACAAUGGCGUAUUAUUAUAUUCGCCCUACUGACUAUAGUGUCAGCAGAUGAUAUAAUACAGGAAUCGAUAAAAAGUUCCCGGUUCAAAUCACGGACGCAUACCCGUCUAGAUAUGAGCACCGAAUUUUUUAUAAUACCAUCGAAAAGUGAAAAAAGUACAACAACAAUUGAUUCGAGUACUAAUACUGCUGCCGUCGUGGUUGUUACCAGAAGAACUCCGACAUGCACACCAGGAUUGAUAAAAUCUGACGUACCGUGCGUGCCUUCGGUUCAUCAACUUAAAAACAAAACGGACGAUCCAUAUUUUACACCUUUAAACGACUCAACAGUUCUACGACAGGAAGGAUGGGUCAUACCACUGUUGGUCCUGUCGUCGCUGACAAUGAUCAGCAUCGCAGGUUUCGAAGUGUUCGUUUUGUGUAAAGCAUGGAGAACUAGCCCUUCGCGACGUCAUUUGUUUCUCGGGCAAAUGUUAUUGCUCGGUUUAUUUUUAUGUGCCGGUCUCGGUGGUGUCGUGACGGUGUCACCAAACGUUGUCUCGUGUGCGACCGUAAGGUUCGGAGUCGGUUUGGCAUUCGCCAUUGUUUUUUCAACGCUACUCGUUAAAAACGUUUUUUUAAUUAGUUUAAACAGUGGUGUUUAUCUUCCGGCUCCAUAUCAAGCUUUGCUAUUGCUUUUCGCGGUACUCAUUCAAUUGGUUGUGGACGUGCAAUGGUUGGUCAAUUCUCCGCCGAAAAUCGACGUUAUGAAAUUCGAAGGACUGUCUUCGUUACAUAGGAAAAAACUCGUAGUUACCGCUGAUGAUCUCCUUUUCGAUACUUCGAAUUCGGUGUCAGUGUGUCACACGCCUUACACUGAGAUAUUGAUGUCUUUGAUAUACGUAGUUUUUUUAAUUGUUUUCGUAGCCAUAUUGGCCAUCAAAUCGAGGGGUAUUCGUGAUAAUUAUCGCGAGGCAACAUAUAUCGGACUAUCCGUCGGAUGCAUCAUACCAAUGUGGAUGAUAUGGGCAAUAACGGGUUUAGUUUUAUCCGAACGUCACAAAGAUGCAUGCAUAGGUUUCGGUCUUGUGUCAACAUCGGUUAUUAUUUUUUUAAUUAUGUUCAUGCCCAAAGGUAGGCAAUUAGCUGCCAUGGGUAAGGAUGGAGUUUAUGUGGAAGAUCGCGAAGAUAGAUUCAGUACUUUGACACCCGCUGGAAGCGGUUAUUCUCCAUCUUUUUUUCAUUUAAAACCAUCCAAAUAUGGCAUGGUCAACGACAAUAUGGUGCCAACGUUGACAACUCACAAGACUAAUCCAUCAGCAGCCACGUCGAUCGGAGCAUGUUUUUUUUUUUUUUUUUUUUUGCUUGAAAAUUUUCAAUUUCACGGCUCUGGAAAAUCAUAA
Messenger RNA from Pediculus humanus corporis (human body louse), 1395 nucleotides. RefSeq names its product class C metabotropic glutamate-like G-protein coupled receptor GPRmgl4, putative. Gene Ontology annotation, cellular component: membrane. The coding region runs from base 1 to 1395 and encodes 464 amino acids. The record is from RefSeq and is a predicted model, not a curated record. The transcript has 2 exons. Gene Ontology annotation, biological process: regulation of synaptic transmission, glutamatergic; G protein-coupled glutamate receptor signaling pathway. NCBI's taxonomy places the organism in Eukaryota, Metazoa, Arthropoda, Insecta, Psocodea, Pediculidae. Gene Ontology annotation, molecular function: group II metabotropic glutamate receptor activity.